This is a messenger RNA of Cheilinus undulatus (humphead wrasse), 1091 nucleotides long. It is a transcript of the gene rwdd1, whose product is annotated as RWD domain containing 1. The transcript is spliced from 7 exons. Gene Ontology annotation, biological process: cytoplasmic translation. NCBI's taxonomy places the organism in Eukaryota, Metazoa, Chordata, Actinopteri, Labriformes, Labridae. Gene Ontology annotation, molecular function: protein binding. The record is from RefSeq and is a predicted model, not a curated record. Bases 121 to 843 code for a protein of 240 amino acids.
GCCGACAUCAUCGCUGUGCUCGGGGCCGGUGAACACGCAGCGUUAGCCUGUAAGUCUGCUAGCCUGGAGGUUAGCGGUGAUGGUUUUUUCUACCUGUAGACACCUGUCAGAGACCCGAACAUGACGGACUACGCCGAGGAACAGAGGAACGAACUAGAAGCCAUCGAGUCCAUCUACCCCGACUCCUUCACAGUUCUUUCAGAUGAUCCCACCAGUUUCACAAUCACGGUGACUUCAGAUGCAGGAGAAAAUGGAGAGACUGUGGAAACGACACUAAAGUUCACGUAUGUAGAGAAAUAUCCAGACGAGGCUCCGCUGUGGGAGAUUCACUCCCAGGAAAACUUGGAGGACAGUGAUGUGGACGACAUCCUCACUUUACUGCAGCAGCAGGCGGAGGAGAACCUGGGCAUGGUGAUGAUCUUCACGCUGGUCACAGCCGUUCAGGAGAAACUCAAUGAAAUCGUGGACGUGAUGAAGAACAGACAAGAAGAAGAAAAACGGCGGAAAGAGAAAGAGGCAGAGGAAGCAGAGAAGAAAGCGUUCCAGGGCACCGUGGUCACUAUUGAGAACUUCCUGGCAUGGAAAGCCAAGUUUGAGCAGGAGAUGGUGGAGCUGAGGAGGAAACGACAGAAAGAGGAAGAGCAGGGCGGGAAAUCAAAACUCACUGGUAAACAGCUGUUCGAGACGGAUCACAACCUGGACACCUCAGACAUCCAGUUCCUUGAAGACGGUGGAAACAAUGUGGAAGUGGAUGAAUCGUUGUUCCAAGAGAUCGAGGACUUGGACCUGGACGAGGAUGACCCAGACUUUGACCCGUUAGAAAUGGGCAGUGAUGAGGACUAAACCAGGACCAGGACUGAUUGGACUGAAGUGGAAGCCUUUAAUCCAACUGCUGCUUUUAUUCUGAAAAGACUCUGUGCAGCUGGAGAGAGGAUGACAAAGACAACAACCAUGACUGUUCAUAUGUAUGUUUGAAGAGCUGAUGUUUGACCAGCAGGGGGCGCUACAGUCUCAGCUAACAAGUCCAAGGAAGACUAGAGUGUUCACAUACAUGAAAGCCAACAAAUGAAUAAAUCACUCUUUUACAGUCA